Molecule: messenger RNA, 1341 nt
Organism: Thecamonas trahens ATCC 50062
Lineage: Eukaryota; Apusomonadida; Apusomonadidae
Exons: 2
Coding region: 1-1341 (446 amino acids)
Biological process (GO): bile acid metabolic process
Cellular component (GO): mitochondrion
Molecular function (GO): alpha-methylacyl-CoA racemase activity
Source: RefSeq, a predicted model, not a curated record
AUGUUGGUUGCCUUCUCGCGAAAGACCGUCCGACUCGCCAUGCGGGGAGCCGGAUGGGGAGGCUUGGCGCAGUCUGUGCGCGCCAGCAGCGGUGUCUGUGCCGGCAGUGUCGCAGCGGAUGCAGGCGAAGGCGGUGGGGGGUGGGAGGCGCGGGCCCAGCCGCUGGCCGGCGUCACUGUGCUCGAGCUGGAGGGGCUGGCGGCUGCGCCAAUGGCCGGCAUGGUCCUGGCCGACUUUGGCGCCCGAGUCAUCCGCAUUGAUCGGCCGCCGGCGGCUGCGGCACAGACGACGGGCGAUGCAGGCGACGGCGACGGGACGGGAAGCGGGAGCAGUCGGGCGGGUGAGACGGACGCAAUCGAUCACGAGCCACACAUGGGGACAACGCUGACGUCGCGCGGUAAAGAGUCGGUGGUCCUCGAUCUCAAGGUGCCGAAGCAGGUGGAAGCGUUCAAGGCGCUGGCGCAGAGCGCGGACGUGGUCAUCGAGCCGUUCCGUGCUGGUGUGAUGGAGUCGCUAGGGCUCGGGCCAGAAGUGCUGAUGGGUGAAGAGGUCAAUCCGCGGCUAGUCUACGCGCGGAUGACCGGCUACGGGCAGGUUGGGGAGGAAGCGACGGCUGCCGGGCACGACAUCAACUACGUGGCCGCAACCGGCUUGCUCUCAUGCUUUGCCCGUGCCCUGCCGCAUCCAACCCCCCCCACGCCGCCCAUCAACUUGCUCGGCGACAUGGCCGGCGGUGCGUUCUCGUGCGCGUUUGGCAUCGUCCUCGCGCUGCAUGCCCGCGAUGCGCCCGGUGGGACCGGAGCCGGCUCGAUUGUUGACGCGAACAUGGUCAGUGGUUCGGCGUACAUCGGCUCGUUCCUCUACGCCAUGGCGCAGGCCGGUGGGUACGCGCCGUCGCGCCCGGGCACUAAUCUUCUUGACUCGGGGGCCCCGUUUUACGACACCUACCAAACCGCUGACGGAGAGUACAUGGCACUCGGCGCAAUCGAGCCCAAGUUCUUUGCCGAAGCCGUCGCGCUGCUCGGCCUCGACGUUGAGCCAGCUGCGCAAUACAAGGCCAAGAGCUGGCCGGCGCUCCGGGCGGCGCUCACCUCGGCGUUUGCCUCGCGGACCGCCGCCGAAUGGGACGCCGUGUUUGCCGGCUCGGACGCGUGCGUCUCGCGAGUGGUGCCGCUCAACGAGGUUGUCGCCAACCCACCGGGCGGCCGGUUCGGCGACGAGCCGCAGGCGGUCAUGCCGCUGCCUGCGCCGACGCUUGCGGCCCGUGACGCCGCGGCUCCCCCCGCAGGCCACAAGGUCCGGAUGACGCUCCCGUCGCGGCCACGCCGGGCUGACGCCUGA